AGCGGAGACAAGGUUUUGUAGUGAGCGGGACGCAGCCGCUGUGUCUAAGCGUCGGAGAGUGACGGGGCCGCAGAGACAUGGCGGCGACCUCUGCGUUGUCGGUCCUGCUGGUGGCGGCGGAGAGGAACCGAUGGCAGCGAGUUCCGAGUUUGGUGCUACCGCCGAGGGGAUGGACUUGGAAGCGAAGAGCCAUGAAGUAUGCAACUACAACAGGACGAAACAUUACCAAGGUCCUCAUUGCAAACAGAGGAGAAAUUGCCUGCAGGGUGAUACGAACAGCCAAAAAAAUGGGUGUACAGUCUGUGGCUGUUUAUAGUGAGGCCGACAGGAAUUCCAUGCAUGUUGACAUGGCAGAUGAAGCACAUUCCAUCGGCCCCGCUCCCUCACAGCAGAGCUACCUUUCUAUGGAGAAAAUCAUUCAAGUGGCCAAGAUCUCCGCUGCACAGGCUAUCCAUCCGGGAUAUGGUUUUCUCUCAGAAAACAUGGAAUUUGCCGAACUGUGUAAGCAAGAAGGAAUUAUUUUUAUAGGUCCUCCUUCAUCAGCAAUUAGAGACAUGGGUAUAAAGAGCACAGCCAAAUCCAUCAUGGCUGCUGCUGGAGUGCCUGUUGUGGAAGGUUAUCACGGUGAGGACCAAUCAGACCAAUGCCUGAAAGAGCAUGCUAGGAGAAUCGGUUACCCCGUCAUGAUUAAAGCCAUCCGUGGUGGAGGAGGAAAAGGUAUGAGGAUCAUUAGAUCCGAAAAAGAAUUUCAAGAGCAGUUAGAAUCAGCGCGGAGAGAAGCUAAGAAGUCUUUCAAUGAUGAUGCGAUGCUAAUUGAGAAGUUUGUGGACACACCAAGGCAUGUGGAAGUCCAGGUGUUUGGUGACCACCAUGGCAAUGCUGUGUACUUGUUUGAAAGAGACUGUAGUGUACAGAGGAGACAUCAGAAGAUCAUUGAGGAGGCCCCAGGGCCUGGUAUUAAACCUGAAGUAAGAAAAAAGCUCGGAGAAGCUGCAGUCAGAGCUGCUAAAGCUGUAAAUUAUGUUGGCGCAGGAACCGUGGAGUUUAUUAUGGACUCAAAGCACAAUUUCUACUUCAUGGAGAUGAAUACAAGGCUGCAAGUGGAACAUCCUGUUACUGAGAUGAUCACAGGAACUGACUUGGUGGAAUGGCAGCUUAGGAUUGCAGCAGGAGAGAAGAUUCCUUUGAGCCAGGAAGAGAUAACUCUGCGGGGCCAUGCCUUUGAAGCUAGAAUAUAUGCAGAAGAUCCUAACAAUAACUUCAUGCCAGGGGCUGGACCAUUAGUGCAUCUCUCUACCCCUCGAGCAGACCUUGCCACUAGGAUUGAAACUGGGGUACGGCAAGGAGAUGAAGUUUCAGUGCAUUAUGACCCCAUGAUUGCAAAGCUGGUUGUGUGGGCUGCAGAUCGCCAGGCAGCCUUGACGAAACUGAGGUACAGCCUUCGACAGUACAGUAUUGUUGGGCUGCACACCAACAUUGACUUCCUCCUCAAACUGUCUGGCCACCCAGAGUUUGAAGCUGGGAACGUGCACACAGAUUUCAUCCCUCAGCACCGCAAAGAAUUGUUGCCCCAUCGGAAGACCACAGCCAAAGAAUUUUUAUGCCAGGCAGCUCUGGGGCUCAUCCUCAAGGAGAAAGCUAUGACUGAUGUUUUCAAAAUCCAGACACAAGAUCAGUACUCUCCUUUUGUAUCCAGCAGCGGAAGAAGACUGAAUAUCUGUUAUACCAGAAGCAUGACUCUUAGGGAUGGUAAAAACAAUGUAGCCAUAGCUGUAACAUAUAACCGUGAUGGGUCACAUAGCAUGCAGAUUGAAGAUAAAACUUUCCAUGUCCUUGGUGAUCUUUGCAGUGAGGGAGACUGCACUUACCUGAAAUCUUCUGUUAAUGGAGUUGCUAGUAAAACUAAGCUGAUUAUCCUGGAAAACACUAUUUACCUAUUUUCCAUGGAUGGAAGUAUUCAGAUUGGCAUUCCAGUCCCCAGAUACUUGUCUUCAGUGAGCUCAGAAGGAACCCAAGGAGGUGCCAUAGCUCCUAUGACUGGAACUGUUGAAAAGGUGUUUGUGAAAGCUGGAGAUGAAGUAAAAGCUGGAGAUUCUUUGAUGGUUAUGAUCGCCAUGAAGAUGGAGCAUACCAUAAAGGCUCCAAAGGAUGGCACUAUCAAGAAAGUGUUCUACAAAGAAGGUUCUCAGGCCAACAGACACUCUCCUUUAGUCGAGUUUGAGGAGGAAGAAUCUGACAAAAGGGAAGCAGAAUAAACUCCAUUAAAUAAGCGGCCAAUUAAGCAGCCUCUUAAGUGUAGUAUCUCUACACCAAAAUGGGAAAGUGCCUCCCUGCUUUUCUCGGGGUCUGAUGACCAGCACUUUUACUAAAUGAUUGUAUGAUUGGGCUUAAAACCGUUUCGUGGGCUUCCCUGGGGGCGCAGUGGUUGAGAGUCCGCCUGCCGAUGCGGGGGACACGGGUUCGUGCCCCGGUCCGGGAAGAUCCCACAUGCCGCGGUGGCGGGGCUGGGCCCGUGAGCCAUGGUCGCUGGGCCUGCGCGUCCGGAGCCUGUGCUCCGCAACGGGAGAGGCCACAGCAGUGAGAGGCGCGCGUACCGCAAAUUUAAAAAAAAAAAAAAAAAAAAAAAACCGUUUCAUAUUUAAGAAUCAUGUACUUGGGUCACAAAUACAAUAAAUUAUCUCAAAAUAUUUCAUACUAAUAAAAUUAAAUUAUACUUUUUUAUUGGGAGACAAUAUAGUUUGUUUCUGCCUCAAAUAUUAUACAAUGUAGUGUUAUUAGGAAGGUGAGCAGCAACUUGAUCAAAGGAGAACAACUGAAAGAGAAAAGGUCAUUUAACUAAAUGAAUUAUUUCCUAGUCACAGUCAGGACGAAAAUGGACAGUAACAUAUUUCAGAGACAGAUGCCAUAGCACUAAACCUAAGAGUUUUUUGCCAAAGAGUAACUUCUUAGGUAGUUUAAACUCAUGGAUGCUAUUUGUUUCUUGUUUUUGUGAUUGGAAAGUUUCUAUCUAGACUGCCUCUGCCUUUAUUGUACUUUCUAAGCUUAUAUAAAUAUAUAUAUAUAUAUAUACACACUUAUGCUUUUGUGUAUAUGUAUUUUAUACACCUACAUAUUAUAUAUUUAAACUGUAUGCUAGAACAUAUUUUUUCUAGAAACGCACUUUCAGCCCCCUGCAUUUUCAGGUAUCCACUGAAGUGUUAAAUAUU
Molecule: messenger RNA, 3206 nt
Organism: Physeter macrocephalus (sperm whale)
Lineage: Eukaryota; Metazoa; Chordata; Mammalia; Artiodactyla; Physeteridae
Gene: MCCC1
Product: methylcrotonyl-CoA carboxylase subunit 1
Exons: 19
Coding region: 78-2255 (725 amino acids)
Cellular component (GO): mitochondrion
Molecular function (GO): metal ion binding; methylcrotonoyl-CoA carboxylase activity; ATP binding
Source: RefSeq, a predicted model, not a curated record